CUUUCCUCCAAACUUUCUUGGUCUCUCCUUCGUCACGGUUUAUUAUCGACUAGGAUGCGUUUGAAUCUCAUCCUUACCUCGGCUCUUUCACUGGCUGGCCUAGCGCUCUCAACUCAGGUGGUCCUCGACCAGAAUGCCCAGACUGAAGCGAAAGCUGCUCCUGAGACUGCCAUUCCUACGGACCCGGUUCUGGUGACUGCCUCCUUUCCGGAGACCAACGCCUUCGGCCACAUCGUCAACGGCGAGAAGAACACAAUCAAUCUUGCUGUAGAGAACAAGUCGGGCAAGAAUGUGACCCUACUCAGUGUCGGCGGUGCCUUCCUCAACGCACAGACCGAGACGCUUGUCAAAAAUCUCACGGCUAUGACCUUCAAGGUCCCGUUGAUAGACUCGGUCCGGCUGCAGGUUCCCUACGUUUUUUACAGCGAGUUCAAGCCUGGCGAUAUCCGUCUUACCAUCUGGCUGGACCACACCCUCGGUAACGAGACCAUCCGGGUGGACGCGUUUGACUCGAUUGUCACCGUGGUCGAGCCUGACGUCUCUCUCUUUGAUUUCAAAAUGAUUACCACCUAUCUUAUGACUGCGGCACUUCUCGGUGGCUUGGGCUACGUUGCCUAUCUCUCCUUCGGCCCCAAACCUACCCGCAAGAGCAAGAAACGGAGUGUUCCUGAAGUCAGCGCUCCGGUUGGCACCGUCACGGCUACUGGCGCUGGCGGCUACCAAGAGGAAUGGAUUCCCGAGCAUCACAAGCGCAAGCCCAAAACUGCUCGCAGCAAAAGUGGCACGUUGACCAGCGGCGACGAGUUUUCGGAACUGAGCGCUGGUGAGCUGAGCGAGUCUGCAAAGAAGGUCAAGGGCAAGGGCAGGAAGUAA
Mycena indigotica is the source of this 873-nucleotide messenger RNA. RefSeq lists its product as uncharacterized. The coding region runs from base 55 to 873 and encodes 272 amino acids. NCBI's taxonomy places the organism in Eukaryota, Fungi, Basidiomycota, Agaricomycetes, Agaricales, Mycenaceae. The transcript is spliced from 8 exons. Gene Ontology annotation, cellular component: endoplasmic reticulum membrane; endoplasmic reticulum. The record is from RefSeq and is a predicted model, not a curated record.